AUGCAGCGUCGUACAAGUCGCAGUCAAGAACCAGGCUACGAGAUAGCUGCAGCGCCUAAACCCACUGAAACAACGCUGCAGAACAAAGGAUCGACGCCAAUUCUCCACAAUGCGGCGGCCUCUCCUGAAGCAGAUCCGGAGGAAAACAACGACGAUAAGAAAUAUCUGACGGGUUGGAAGCUUCAUUCUUUGAGCGCAGCGCUCUGGAUCAGUCUCUUCUUAUCAACGCUCGAGACCACCAUCGUCAGCACAUCCUUGGUAUCCAUCACAAAUGCCCUCAAUGGAUUCAUUCUUCGCGAUUGGAUCGCCACAUCAUAUUUGUUGACAUACACUGGUUUCUUGACUAUCUACGCCAAGCUUAGCGAUGUUUUCGGGAAGAAGACAAUGCUUUUGCUUGCGCUACUCAUUUUCACUUUGUUUUCUGGUCUUUGUGGUGCCGCAAACAAUGUCGUUGACCUCAUCAUUCUUCGAGCGUUCCAAGGCAUUGGCGCAUCCGGUAUCUACGCCAUGAUCCUAGCGAUCGCUCCAAGCUUGGUACCUAUCAGCAAAUACGCAAAGUACAUGGGCGUCAUGUCAACAGUCUUCAUCACCGCAAGCGUUCUAGGUCCUAUCCUUGGUGGUGUCAUCAGCCAGCACUCAACCUGGCGCUGGGUCUUUCUUCUCAAUCUUCCUGGGGGAGCCAUCGCCUUUUUCAUGGUUUGCCUCUUUCUGCCGGCUUUCGAAGAGUCAUCUAAUCCCUCACUUCUGAAAGUACUGCGGGCAAAGGUCCGACGCUCGAACUGGGUCCGCAUCGAUGUCCUCGGUAUAAUUCUUCUCCUUGCAGCCUCUGUUCUCCUCGUGUUCGCACUUGAGGAGGGAGGUACUCGAUACUCAUGGAGCAAUGCGAUUGUGAUAGCCACAUUGGUUCUGGCAGUUGUGCUCUUCAUCGCCUUUGGGGUCUGGGAAGUCUACGUUGAAAAGUCACCAGGCAAGCAAGAGCCCGUGUUUCCGCCGAGUAUUUGCAAGGAUAGGAUCUCAAGCGCCAUGCUACUAACUACCUGCUUCGUUGGCUUCCCUUUCGUCUCGAUGGUCGUCAACAUUCCGCAAAGAGCGCAAGCAGUUUACGGAAUGUCACCGUCUCGCGCUGGCAUCAUCCUGCUACCUAUGAUGCUGACUUCUCCUGCCGCAACUGUCCUCUCGGGUUACUUGACUGGAAACGCCAAAGUGCCGCCCGCAUAUCUGAUAAUCAUCGCCGCGGUGCUACAAGUUUUAGGCGUUGGCUUGACAUGCUCACUGUCUACAGAUGCAACUCACAUGCCAGAUGCUCAGUACGGAUAUGAGGUGCUGAUGGGAGUGGGGUUCGGUAUGAGUCUGGCUACCGUCUUAACCUUUGCUAGGGUGGUGGUUUCUGAAGCAAAUCUGCCUGUUAUGAUGGGUGCACUGACACAGAUCCGUGUACUUGGUGGCACAGUCUCACUCGCAAUUUGCGCUACGCUUCUCAACAAUCAUCUCAAACCGAAGCUGAGCGAUCUUGUCUCUUCGGAGCAGGCAGCGGCUAUCCUUGACUCCGUGUCCGCAAUAAAUGAUCUAGAACGGUCCCAGCAGCUGGCUGUGAGAAAAGUAUUUGCCAAGGGCUAUAAUCUGCAGAAUAUCUUUAUGACAGCCAUGUCUGCUGCCGGUUUGAUCGCUUCUUUAUUCUUGUUGGAGAGUCAUCCACGUAUCGCAAAGUAG
Messenger RNA from Fusarium fujikuroi IMI 58289, 1710 nucleotides. Its product is annotated as related to multidrug transporter. Gene Ontology annotation, molecular function: transmembrane transporter activity. The record is from RefSeq and is a predicted model, not a curated record. Gene Ontology annotation, biological process: transmembrane transport. NCBI's taxonomy places the organism in Eukaryota, Fungi, Ascomycota, Sordariomycetes, Hypocreales, Nectriaceae. The transcript has 8 exons. The coding region runs from base 1 to 1710 and encodes 569 amino acids.